GUAUAAAAGCAAACUGGACCAUGAUGUCGCGUGCGGCUCAAUGAGACACGGCCCUUUCUGCACCCUCUCGACCUCUCUCUCCUCUCCAUCCUCAUUCCUUCUCCUCAAGCAUCACUCAUUCACUUCGCGCGCCGCUGCAGAAAGAAGCUGUGUAACGUCAUGGCCACGGCUGUCAGAAGCUCACGAGCUUCACGUCUCACACAGACGACACGAUGUAUACCGCAGAACUCCACAAGACCCUUCUCGAGCUCGCCGCUGAGAGCUUCGUACGAUGACACGGUGCACAAUCUCAAGAUUGGCAAGCACACGCGUGUUAUGUACCAGGGCUUCACAGGGCGAGUUGCCACGGGAAACGCGAAGGACAGCUUAGCAUAUGGCACCAACAUCGUUGGUGGUGUGACGCCUGGCAAGGAGGGGGAGCACAUUGGUCUCCCUCUGCUGCCAGAUAUGAAGAAAGCCAAAGAGCAGCUCAAGCCAGACGCUACAGCAGUCUUCGUGGCAGCAUCACAAUGUGCGAAAGCCAUCGAAGAUGCCAUUGAGGCUGAGAUCCCGCUGAUUGUUUCUGUUGCUGAGCAUAUCCCCGUGCAUGAUAUGAUGAGGGUUGCAAGUAUAUUGAAAACCCAAUCCAAGUCGAGACUGGUUGGCGCCAAUGCACCAGGAAUCAUUGCACCAAUUGGGUUUUGUCGAAUCGGUUUUCAGCCACUGCCUACAUUUGCUCCAGGUCACAUUGGCAUUGCUGCAAAGUCUGGCACUCUUUCCUACGAAGCGGUUGCCUCCAUCACAAGAGCAGGUCUUGGCCAAAGUCUGGUAAUUGGAAUGGGCGGCGAUAUCGUGGCAGGUACCAAUCUUGUGGAUGCUCUUAGGGUCUUCGAGAAGGACGAUGAGACGGAAGGCAUCGUUCUGAUUGGAGAAGUUGGAGGCAAGGCAGAAGAAGACGCAGCAGACUGGAUUAAGGAUUACCUGAAGCGAGAAAAGAACCCAAAGCCCAUUGCAGCCCUCGUCGGCGGCAAGUGCGCAAGACCGAACACAGUUAUGGGACAUGCAGGUGCAUGGGCAGCUCGGGGUGAGCACAACUCUCACGAAAAGUACAGCGUACUCAAGGAGGCCGGUGCUACCAUGAUCGAUCAUCCAGAGAACUUUGGUGGCAUUAUGAAGACACUCUUGUCACAGAGCGGCCGCGACGUCAAUAAGAUUCAACAGAACGCCCAGGCUACACAGAAGCGCGGAUAUCACACCCUGCGUCGAAGUCCAGCAUCAGCCCGAUCAGGUCCAGUCCUUCGCCCGCGACAACAGACACAACAGCAACGUGGACUGCACAUCGCCCCCGAGCUCACGCCAGUCCCACUCUUCCCCUACCUCUCCAAGAUCCAGGGUGUCACCCUCGCACUCGAUGAGUCUCCCAAAGACGGCUACUAUGUAGGCAUCAUCGUCGAUCGAACCGAACGCUGCCCCUGCAUCGCCGUCGCACCCACCGCCGACCCUUCCACAAUCGACGCCCGCGUCAAGCGCUUUCCCUACGAUUGGCGAGAAGGCCCCUCUGAAUCGCUCAUAGCUUCUGCAGUCGACUACCUCCAAAUCGGAUCUCAACAAACGGCUCGUCAACAAAUCACCCAACUCAUCACCUCCCUCGCAAAAAUGUACACAGAAAAGGAAGCCAUCAUUCUCUCCGGCUGUCUCUCCAUCGGCGGCUCCGGUAACCUCAAAUUACACCAACCCUCCCUCACUCUCAUGUUCGACGACGCCGCAUACCGCAGCACAAAACGACAAGAAGACAUCCAUCGCCUACGACAAAAAGACCAGGAAGUCCCCGAAGAAGUGGAAGCGGAAAAGGAUGGCAUCGUCUACGUCAAAUUUGACGACCCAGACGCCAAAAUCGGUACACUCGUCAACGGAGCCGGUCUCGCAAUGAACACCGUCGACGCACUCCGACUACAUGGUGGCUCAGCCACAAACUUCCUCGACACCGGCGGCAAAGCUACUUCCGAGACUGUGAAAAAGAGCUUCGAACUCAUUUUACAAGAUCCCCGCGUCAAAGUCAUCUUCGUGAAUAUUUUUGGCGGUCUCACAGACGGAGGCAUGAUUGCGAAUGGAAUUUUAUUGGCGUUUAAAGAGGUGGAUAUGAAGAAUAUUCCCGUCGUCGUACGGAUACGAGGCACGAAUGAGGAAGUGGGACAAAAGACAAUUGCCGAGUCUGGGUUAGGCUUGGAUGCAUUUGAUAAGUUUGAGGAUGCUGCGAAGAGGGUCAUUGAGAUUGCGAACUCAUGAUCGGUGCGUUAGGAGAAGCAUUUCAUCGUUAACAGUGUGCCGACAUUUUUGAACGGAUCUGCGAGGCAUAUACAGGGAAGAGGGUUAAACGGAAUGUGAG
Cercospora beticola is the source of this 2365-nucleotide messenger RNA. RefSeq lists its product as uncharacterized. Gene Ontology annotation, biological process: tricarboxylic acid cycle. NCBI's taxonomy places the organism in Eukaryota, Fungi, Ascomycota, Dothideomycetes, Mycosphaerellales, Mycosphaerellaceae. The record is from RefSeq and is a predicted model, not a curated record. Gene Ontology annotation, cellular component: mitochondrion; succinate-CoA ligase complex (ADP-forming). Gene Ontology annotation, molecular function: succinate-CoA ligase (GDP-forming) activity; succinate-CoA ligase (ADP-forming) activity.